Messenger RNA from Entrophospora sp. SA101, 342 nucleotides. The record is from the annotation of a GenBank genome assembly. Lineage: Eukaryota; Fungi; Glomeromycota; Glomeromycetes; Entrophosporales; Entrophosporaceae.
AUGACAAUAUAUCGUGGAAUAUAUAUUCCUGUAAAUGGUCCUCUGGAAGUAAAAAGAAUUAAUAAUACUAGUGAAGAAAUCUGUCGCCUACUAGAAUGUACCAAUAAUCAGCAUAUUACCAUUUGCGACUUGGAUAAUUAUGAUCUUGCUAUAUUAUAUGAUGAUGAUGGUUAUGCUAAAUCUUUACCUCAGAAUCCAUUAGCGACUCGUCUUAUAUAUCAACGAAUGGGACGGGAUGAUUUACCACCAAUUCGAGGGCCUGUUGUAUUAGUUGACGAUUACAGAAAAUUAUCUCUCAAAGAUCUUCGGAGCGGAUUGAAAAUGGCAGUAGGAAAAUGUUAG